Messenger RNA from Colletotrichum orchidophilum, 531 nucleotides. RefSeq lists its product as uncharacterized. The transcript is spliced from 2 exons. The record is from RefSeq and is a predicted model, not a curated record. Bases 1 to 531 code for a protein of 176 amino acids. NCBI's taxonomy places the organism in Eukaryota, Fungi, Ascomycota, Sordariomycetes, Glomerellales, Glomerellaceae.
AUGAGAUUCACCGCAAUUAAGUCCGUUGCUAUCCUUGCAGCUACUGCCCUCGCCGCCCCAGCCUUCCAGACAGAAGAGAAACGGGCCUUUGUUACCGACGAGCUUGAUCCCCGGGAGUUCGUCACCGAGGCUAAACGCGAGUUUGUCACCGAGCCCCAGCGCCGUGGCUUUGUGACUGAGCCAGAAAGACGCUCCUUCGUCGCUGAAGACAAGCGAGGAUUUGUCACUGAAAAACGAGGCUUCGUCACCGAGCCGGAGAAGAGAUCUUUUGUAACGGAACCCGAAAAGCGCGGAUUUGUUACCGAGUCUGAGAUGGACAAGAGUGGCUUCGUGACCGAGGAGAAACGCGGAUUUGUCACCGAGCCCGAAAAGAGGUCCUUGGUCGCUGAAGAUAAGCGCAGCUUUGUGACUGAGCCUGAGAAGAGAGCGUUCGUGACUGAGGACAAGCGCAGCUUUAUCACUGAGCCCGAGAGGCGCGGAUUUGUCACCGAGGAGAAGCGUUCGUUUGUCACUGACGAGGAUAUGCACUAA